CUUCCCAUUUGAACUGAGUGGCAGAUAUCCAAUGGUUGAGAUUAAUGUUUUAUAAAAAAAAAUUGUAUUUGACUGAUUUCCAACAAAACUAAACUUAAUUCAAACAAAAAAUGUGUUUCUUUGUAACUUUCCUGACCCCUAGACAUCCUUGUCACAGUUAUGAAGCUGCUCUUUACCAACGGAUGAAAGGAGUGUCAGUAAAGGUUGUGUCAGAGCUUAUUCUUUGAACCUCUCAACCGAAGUCCCAUUCAAGUUUUGUAACGGAAUCCAUGAUUGGUCUUACCUAGCACCCCUGCGGACAUUUGACCUACAAAUGUGAUGUGACCCUAAAGUGUGCAGGGGAAAUCAGGGGUUGUUUGUCGACUGUGGUACGUGGCAGGCAGCAGAUAAAGUAGAAGAGAAGGAACAGGUGGAGGACAGUAUGCCUGAAGAGGAGACAGAAACAAAAGAUGAGCCUCCAAAAGAGGAAGAAAUGGAAGAUGACACAACUAAAGUUGAAGAGAAGGAGGAGGAGAAAGUAGAGGAGAAAGAGGAAAAGGAAGAAACAAAGCAAGAGACACCAGUAAAGGAAACACCUGAAACUCCCCCAAAAGAAGAUGCGCGACCUCUUUAUGACCAACCCUUAGAGAUGAGUGGCAAGAGAGACCGUAAAAAGGUGGAGAGAUUUGUUCAAGAGGCCAAGAAAGAAGAGCCUGAAGCCUCAGGGAAAGGUGCAGCACUUGGGGACAUUCCAUACAUUAAUGCCAUGAUCAUGAAAAUGCAAAUAGAUGACCUAAAAGUUUUACACAGAGUUGCGUACAGUCGGCCUGGAAGUGGGAAUGAGGUGAAAAAGAACUUAAGGAAAUUUAAUGGCUUCCCAUUUACGAAAGAGGACAAAAAGUACAAUUUGAAAUUAAGUAAUGUAGAGAGGAUUUUAAUGUCCGAGAUCAAGAAGAUGCUUUUGAUUUUGGGCUUGGAGCGUGCUGGCAACAAAGGUGAGGUUGUUGAGAGAUUGAUGGAGUUCAUGCUAAAUCCUGAAGAUAGGGGACGGAAACCCCCCACAGUUGCAAAGACCAAAGCAAGAGGAAGACCCAAAAAGGGAACACAAGGGAAGAAGAAAAAGAAUAACACAUCAAAUGAGUCUAUCAAGAGUGGAGAAAGUGGGAGCGAUGAGUCAGGUGAUAGCGGAGAAGAGGAAGUGGAGGAGGAAGAGGAAGAAGAAAAGCCCAAGAAAACACAGAAGAAAACACCUGCAAAAAAGCCCCAGGCCAAGAGGGCAACACCAGCCAAAAAAGCAAUGCCUGCUAAGCGUUCAAAGGCUAUUGCCUCUGCAGACUCUGAUUCUGACUCGGAUGAUGAGCCUCUUGCAAAGAAAGUCAAGCAACCUCCUACAGAUGUUGAGUUGAAGGCAAUGGUGAAGAAGAUCUUAGAUGGCGCCAAUUUAGAAGAAAUCACAAUGAAAAGUGUGUGUCGACAAGUGUACGAUAAUUACCCAGACUUUGACUUAACUCACAAAAAAGACUUCAUAAAGGAAACAGUAAAAUCAAUUAUAUCGUGAUCAGUUGGCACAACCAUCUUUACCAUAGUACAAAGUGUUCAUAUACUUUUUUUUUCUUCUCUUUUAUUUCUUUAUUUUUCUUUAUAUUUUUUUAUGAUAUAUACUAAUGUCAGAGAUAGCUAUUUUCCAAAUCUAGCAAAAUUGCUACUUUGCAAAUCUUUUAAAAGAUAUAGUUAAUUAAUGAUAAUAGUAAUUAAUGUGGAUGAAGUUUUGAGGCAUAUUUUAUGCAAAAAAAAGAAAAUGAAUCAUAGUUAAGGUUACUAAGUAAAUUUUAUAAGCACUUUUCUUUAUAAACUAUACAAAAGUACACUAUGUAUAUGUUUUGAUAUGUUUGAAGGUUGCCUCUUCUAUUAUGCAGGUUGCAGCUAAAUGUAACAAAAAUCUUGAAAAUGUCCACAAAGCAUCAAGAAUGACACAGAAUCCCUGCAAAAAUGGGUUCUGUGGUAAUCCAUUUCAUGUCUUGAGCCCGUCUUGACAGUCGUUUGUAGUGUAUUUGUAGGAGCGACGAAUUUCAAGAAGGCUUAAUGUUAUAGGCUGUGUGUUACUUGUUUGGUUAGAGAGUGUGAGUACUGUACCUCCUCAUGCUAUGAUACGGAAAUGGUUACCUGUAUUUUUGCAUUUUUAACUUAUUCAAAAAGACUUGAUACAAGUAGAAACUGUAUUUGGUUAUUUCUGGAGAAAUGGAAAUAGGCAGAGAAAAGAGAUAACAAGACAGACAUACCUUGUGUUCCAUUUAGGCAACUAUUGGUAUAUGAUCAUUGUAAAUGGAACCAAAAUACAAUUUAGAAAUAUUUCUUGUCAUAAAUUCUGCACUUGAGAGAUUUUUAACCACCUCUUUGUUUUACUUUUAUUUUUUUCUGACUGCUUUUAUUAUUGUUGUUUCAAGAUUAUGUUGUUGUUUUCUUUUCAAAAUUGCAGAAUAGGAAAGUCAACAAAAGCAAAAGACUUCCAUAUUUGUUAAAUGUGCCAUUUUUCUCCCCCACUCAUACCUCCUCACUACAAGUUGAAAAAGAAUACUUACCCAGAUCACCAUAUCCUUUGUAGACUGUAGGAGAGACACUUACAAAAAAGUAUUAUUUUAUUUAUGCAACGUCCGCCACUGUUAAAGAGGAGGAAUCGACUUAAAAAGAAUAUAUAUGGAACAAAAAUUUUUCACCAGGACAAUGAUUUAGUUCAAUGUGAUUAAUUGAGAGCAGGAAAGGGAAAAAAAAAAAUGAUUUUGUACAUCUUUUUUAAAUGUGCCCGGAAGUCCGUAUAAAUUAUAUUUUUUUGUAUGGUAAUGCAGAAUUGUUCUGUUUUUUAUGCGUGUGUGAUAAUUAUUGACAUGCUUUUUGCUCUAACAUCCAAGUUAUUGAAGAGAGAGAGAGAAAAAAAAGAUCAGAAGAUUUUGAGGGAUCUUUUAGAAGUCCUUUUAGAAUUAAAUCUCUUGAGGUUGUAUACUCCCAUUGCUAUUCCUUGUUUUUUAUCUUCUUAUUUAUUUCUUGAAGGUUUGUUGUCAUUAUUGUUUGUUAUUGGUUGGUGUAAUAGUCUGUCUUUUUAAGACCUUCAUCCGUUAUUGAUUUCAUAAUGUAUAUUUUCAUUGUUAUAUUUAUUGUUUAUUAUUAUUCUAGUAAUUAUUAUUAUUAUUAUUAUUAUUAUUAUUGUUGUUAUUAUUAUUAUUAUUGUUAUUGUCAUUAUUAUUAUUAUUAUUAUUAUUAUUAUUAUUAUUAUUAUUAUUAUUAUUAUUAUUACUGUUACCAUUACUAUUAUUAUUGUUAUUGUUAUUCAAAAGGCAAAUGUUAAAUGCACCUUAAAAUUUUGAAUCCAAAGCAUUAUUUGCUAGCUUCAAUUUUUAAGUAAUUAUUCCUUAAAGUUUAAAGACUUUGGGAACAGGGUCAGCUAUGACAUAUUUGCCCAUGACCAUUUUUAUGCAAAGUCAAAUUUGCACUAGAUUUAAUGUUGCCCUAAGGAAACUAUAUUUUGAACAGCACUCAAGAAUUUUAUUGGCAUUCGUGAAAUUAUAUGUAUUUCAUGAUAAAUCUUCAACAUUCAAAUUAAAACCAUUUCUUUGGUUAUGGAAAUAAUUUGCUCAGAUAACUUGGUUGGUCAUGCGUGACCUGUAGUUGAGCAAAGAAUUUUUAACAGGGCAUAUAAUCAUUAGUGAUUUUAAUCGAUCAAAAACCUGUAAAUGGAGUAUAGUUUUUGAUUAUAUUGUAUUGAUCAAAAAGUAUACUGUCAAAACAUAUACCAAGUUUCAUCCAGUCUAAAAAGGAUAACAAAGGCUAACUUGGAAGUUUUAAGUUCUAAAAAAGCAGCUCAAAAUCUCUGAUCUUUUACAUUUACAAAUUUUACCUACCCCUUUUUUACCAGAUAAGGUCAUGGCAAAAUGUAAGAUUAUUCUAAUAAAGUAGGUUUUAGAUA
This is a messenger RNA of Penaeus chinensis, 3937 nucleotides long. RefSeq names its product protein DEK-like. The coding region runs from base 422 to 1537 and encodes 371 amino acids. The transcript is spliced from 8 exons. Gene Ontology annotation, cellular component: nucleus. NCBI's taxonomy places the organism in Eukaryota, Metazoa, Arthropoda, Malacostraca, Decapoda, Penaeidae. Gene Ontology annotation, biological process: regulation of double-strand break repair; chromatin organization. The record is from RefSeq and is a predicted model, not a curated record. Gene Ontology annotation, molecular function: histone binding; DNA binding.